This is a messenger RNA of Mobula hypostoma (lesser devil ray), 1717 nucleotides long. It is a transcript of the gene plpp4, whose product is annotated as phospholipid phosphatase 4. Bases 182 to 1033 code for a protein of 283 amino acids. NCBI's taxonomy places the organism in Eukaryota, Metazoa, Chordata, Chondrichthyes, Myliobatiformes, Myliobatidae. The transcript is spliced from 7 exons. The record is from RefSeq and is a predicted model, not a curated record. Gene Ontology annotation, molecular function: phosphatidate phosphatase activity. Gene Ontology annotation, biological process: phospholipid dephosphorylation; phospholipid metabolic process.
UUCAAACCGAGCAGCGCUGGGGAUGCGGCGUGCUGGGAUUCGCAGCCGGCUGCCUCGGACAUCCAGAGUCCAUUGACACCUGCCAUCCUCAACAGCCUCGCUCCUUUCCAUUCACUGGGACACACACCCGCUAUCUGUUGGUUUUUAUAUAUAAUUAGUGAGAACAGUCUCCAGUUUGGCCAUGCAUUUGCCUCCUAAAGAACCACAGAAGAAGAGCUUGCGGGAUUUAGCAAUUGAGAUCGGCAUGAGAGUUUUCCUCUUUGGAGUUUUUGUUUUCACGGAAUUUCUGGACCCUUUCCAACGAGUUAUUCAGCCUGAAGAGAUUUGGCUGUACAAGAAUCCCAUUGUGCAGUCAGAUCACAUUCCUACUCGGAUAAUGUUUGCCAUUUCAUUCCUCACACCUCUGGCCGUGAUCUUUGUGGUCAAAAUAAUUCAACGGACAGAUAAAACAGAGAUUAAAGAGGCCUGUUUAGCUGUCUCUCUGGCCCUUGCUCUGAAUGGAAUCUUCACCAACACAAUUAAGCUAAUAGUGGGAAGACCUCGUCCUGAUUUCUUUAACCGCUGUUUUCCUGACGGGGUGAUGAACCCUGAAAUGCACUGCACAGGUGACCCGGAUGUAGUUUCAGAAGGCAGGAAGAGCUUCCCUAGCAGCCAUUCCUCCUUUGCUUUUUCAGGUCUGGGAUUCACCACCUUCUACCUAGCUGGGAAGUUGCACUGCUUCACAGAUAUCGGCCAAGGAAAGAGCUGGAGACUGUGUGCUGCCAUCCUUCCUCUGUACUGUGCAGUGAUGAUCGCCUUAUCACGGACCUGUGAUUACAAGCAUCAUUGGCAAGAUGCACUGGUCGGUGCCUUGAUUGGCAUUAUCUUUGCCUACCUUGCCUACAGACAACAUUAUCCGUCACUGUGUCACACUGAAUGCCACAAACCGCACGUCUGUCUUGUGGUUCAGGUGUCAGCUGAUCAGGAAGAAGCGUCCACUCCAGAGAAAGCUACCAGCUUGGCUUUAGAGGGAAUAAACGAAGGUCCCGUAUGACAAGCACACUUUGUUCAUGGACAAUUACCCCUUCAUACAUUCCAUAUAAAUCAAAACAAAACCUACAUAAAAUUCAUUCCAUGACAUUCUUGUGUACUUUUGUCCAUAUGUCCUAUUGAAAGCAAAAUGAUUAACAAGUUAUUUUGCUUUCAAAGUGAUGGCAUAUAUUGAUGUCAUCUGAGAAAAGAAUUUCAUUUUAAAACAGUCGCAGACAUUGAACAGAAUAUAUAUGGCAAUGUCGUUUAAAUACACAAAUAAAAAAAAUGAAAGUUAAUUACAAUGCAAGACUAAAGCAACAGUAACAUCAUUUGCACAAUAUUGAAAGACAAUUAUAUGACAGUACAAAGAGAUCAUGGAUAAAUUUUUGAUUAAUAUGUAAUUAAAAACUUUGAUGAGUGCUGUGAAAUUAAUAUUGUGAAACAAUUAUACAGGUUGCAGUGAGGAUGUAAUUAUCAAUGCCAAGCAAUGACAUUCAAGGAGGAUUUGAAUAAAUGUAUUGACAUUUCAUUUUUCUAGGCUCAACUUAUGACAUUAUUCAUUAAAAUGGAAAUUCUUAAAAUAUGCUUUUGUAUUGGAUGUUUUAUUAAGCCAUAGUAUUAAAUAUUUGAUUUAAUAUUUGAUGUAUUCAUACCUUACAUAAUUGCUUUGUACCAGUGAGCUAUUCCUUAGACUGUUACCUUUUGA